AUGGGAGACCUCUUCGGCGAGGAGGUCGCGGGGCAGCCUCCGCUCCAACGGGCGCGCGUGGGUGACAUCAUAGACCUCGAUGGAGUGACGCUCGACCCCGCUUUCGGUCUCGGUCGUGAGGCAGCUGCGAUGGUCAAUGCGAUCAAGGCGGCCCUGAAUCCAGUUUGCAGCAGCAUCAGACGAGAUGUCGAGAACGUACGCACCCAGCUGAUGAACAUGAGUCUGAAGGUGGAUCUGAUGACCACCAGAAUGGACUCGCUCUCCCGCGUCGACAAGACCGACAAGAAUGUGCAGGACCUCAUGAGCAGGACAGCCGCCCUGGAGCAGGGCGGAGUUACAUCGAAUAGUUCAGUGAAGGAAGAGAUGUGGGAGGUACCCGAGGUGGUGGGCCUGGUGGCAGUCACCCGGGACAUCUACACACCAGGGCCGUUCGCUUCGUUCGGGAAGAUAAAGUUCAUAUCCUCCCAGAACAUGUGGACCUUCCUGAAGGCCCUCCAAGGCCACAAGUUCCAGUUCCAGGGCAAUAACCUUUUCCAUCAUAUAGACAGCACGGAGGACGAGACACAUGUUAGUAAGAGGACCUCUGCCGCCCGCAACGUCGUCGCGAAACACCUGCAGGAACCGAGCGCCCUCGGCCUAAAUCCUACGAGGAACGACAUUCUACACGCGGUGCCGUGCGACUGGGACGGGGUUAUCGUGCGAUUCCGCUCCAGAGACGGCCAGACCACGAGGCGCUACGAGGCGAGCAGGUCCACGGGGCUCUUCGAGGUUUCUUCCCAGGCCGGCGCCGCCGCUUUGAACCUCCGCUAUGCACAGCACCUGCAG
Messenger RNA from Prorocentrum cordatum, 825 nucleotides. NCBI's taxonomy places the organism in Eukaryota, Dinophyceae, Prorocentrales, Prorocentraceae. The record is from the annotation of a GenBank genome assembly.